Molecule: messenger RNA, 459 nt
Organism: Trichoderma atroviride IMI 206040
Lineage: Eukaryota; Fungi; Ascomycota; Sordariomycetes; Hypocreales; Hypocreaceae
Source: RefSeq, a predicted model, not a curated record
AUGCCUUCAAGCAUGGCACAGUCAUGGGCGCGUCUCCCCCUCGCCUUGGAACGCACGUUCAACAAGCUCACAGGCAGCUUCGUCCGCAAACCAUUUGCAGACCGCUUUCUAAUGACUUCCCGCCACCUGCCUCAACACCCGCCGGUAUUCUGCGUCGUCGACCUUUUGUAUCCGCCCCCGCAGUACCAGCAGCGGAGAAGUGCGCUCCCCGUCGUGGGCGAGCUGGAGAUUUUGCAGGCGGAGCUCUACCGCUGCCAGAGCCAGUCAUCCUUUGGCAACGAUGUGGAGAGGGAGCUCUUGGAUGCGGAUGCCGAGCAUCUGAGCCAAUGGAUAGAGCAUCUGGAGAAUCUGGUGUACAUGGAGGCGGCAACGACGAUCCCGUCGAGGUACCAGCAGGAGUGUACGGCUGUUAGAAUGUUUAAAAGAGCCUUCAAACGUAAUAAAACCCGUCAACCUUGA